GUUACAGAAGAUCAGGCUCAUCAUCACCUUGCCAUUUACCUCUUGAAGCCCGUCUUAAAAUAGCAAGGGGAGUAGCCCGGGGACUGGCCUACAUUCACGAAAAGAAACAAGUGCAUGGCAACAUCAAACCAAGCAACAUCCUGUUAAACUCCAACAUGGAGCCUUUAAUAAGUGACCUGGGACUAGACCGCCUUGUUUCAGGCAAUGCCAGCUACAAAGCAAACAAUUUAUCGGCCAGGUUUUUAAGCAGCCAACGGUCCACAGCUUCUCGCGAUGGCCCACCCGACCCCCCAACCAGUCCAAGCCCCCAUGCACCUGCCACCGCCAGCUCCUCCACGGGAACACCAAUGCCAUAUCAAGCACCAGAGUCAUUAAAGAACCUCAAACCAAACCCCAAAUGGGAUGUCUACUCAUUCGGCAUAAUUUUGCUUGAGCUUCUCAGCGGGAGAGUGUUCUCAACCCGGGAGUUGGGUCCGUGGGCGGUGCCAGGCGGUUCAGUAGAGGAAGAGAAGAACCGGGCUGUUCGGUUGGCUGACGUGGCGAUCAGGGGUGACGUGGAAAGCAGGGAAGAAGCCAUGCUGGCUUGUUUUAGAUUAGGGUUUAGUUGUUCAUCAUUUGUGCCACAAAGGAGACCGUCCAUGAAAGAAGCAGUCCAAAUCCUUGAGAAGCUCCCUUCAGCUUCUUCUUCCACAUGCUAAUGAUGCAUUUGGGUCCUACGAAGAAAAUGUUCCUUGUUCUUGUUGGGGUAGCGCUAAAGUGAUUUUCUUUUUCCUUUUCAUCAAAAUCCUUUGUUGACUUGAAUGCUUUGCCUAAAGAGCCCGAGAGAUUGUUGAUAGCCGAAUGUAAGAAAAAAGUGUUUAGUUUGUUUGACCCAUUAAUCAGAUGUCCAGCACUCACUGUUUAUUUAUUACUACUAUAUAAUUUAUAAUCUGAUAUUAAAUGGAUUUGGUUAUC
This is a messenger RNA of Theobroma umbraticum, 954 nucleotides long. NCBI's taxonomy places the organism in Eukaryota, Viridiplantae, Streptophyta, Magnoliopsida, Malvales, Malvaceae. The record is from RefSeq and is a predicted model, not a curated record.